AUGCUCACCAAGGGGACAGUGAAGGAGACGGGAAAGAAGUUCACCGCAGCUCCGGUGACUCUGUUUGUGUACGAGGCAGGGCAGGCCACGUCUGGGUGUGGAGUGCAACUGGCCUUCCAGGCCAACUUCACCUUCAUGCUCUCGCCCCGAUCGGACCGCAAGGGCAGCGGAAGCUUCGCCUUUGUCAUCUCGUCAACGGACCAAGGUGGGAGCGGAUCCGGUGUGGGGUAUAGUGGAAUGGACAGCCAGAGCAUAGCGGUUGAAUUUGACACUCUGCAGGACAAGCGGCAGGGGGACAUGCGCCGCCAGCACGUGGGGUUGAACAUUCACGGACAAAACAGGUCGCUAGCUGCUGUGAAGUCGCCAUUUCCUCUGAACAACAAGAAGCCGUACACGGCAUGGGUGGACUAUGAGCCUGGGGAGCCCGGCACCAUCCAGGUGUUCCUGGCUGCUUUGGAGGUGAAGCCAGUGGAGCCGCUGCUUGAGAGGAGGGUGGCGCUGUGUGAGGUGCUGCAGGCUGGAGUGGAUCAGCAGGCGUUCUUAAUUGGCUUUGUGGCAGCCACUUCGAAGCCAUUACAGAAGCAAGUUAUCCUCAAGUCGGUGUUGCACACAGGUCUUCCUGCUGUACACAAUGCAGUGGGCGUCAUUCCUGCCUUAGGCCUGAGUAUCUCUGCAGCCUCAUAUGCGCCAGUGGGAGCCAGUCCCUUCAUGCGCUACAUGAGUGCGGACUACCAAGCGUUGCCCAACCAGCCCAGUGAAUGGCACGUCAGCAGCUCCCACUCCUGGGACUCCAUGUUCUUCCUCGGCUGGCCUGUCAAGAACCAAAAGGACUGCAAUGCGAGUUGGGCAUAUGCGGUGGUGGCGAGUGUGGAGGCGGUAUACGGCAUUGCACUGAACCAGGAGGCUCCACGGCUGUCAGUGGACUCGUUCUUUGCAGCCAUGGGGCUCACCUCCCCUGCUGCCAAGUGCACCACAGGGAACUCCCCUGCUGCGGCCUUUGAAAAGCUCCUCACUCUGCUGUGUGGUGGACUCACAACAGCCAGCAAGCCGAUAUCAAAGUUCCCCAUUCGGGGUGUUGAGCGCACACGGUUCAAGGGGUAUGUGGGGCUCAUGCUGGCAGUGCGGCGGCAGCCAGUGGUGGUUCACAUCGAAGCCUCUGCCUCUACAUUCGUACAAUAUGAUGGGAGCAUGAAGUACCAAGAUCCAGACUGCUACACUGGCAACCUGAGCCAUGCUGUACUCGUUGUUGGGUACCUCAUUUCAACAAAUGAUGGCUGUGAUAGCCUCAGUGUUCCACCGUUUUGGAUCAUCCGCAACUCAUGGGGAGUGGAGUGGGGCGACAGGGGCCACAUGCGCAUGGACAUUCAGGGAGGGGAUGGCAUGUGUGGCAUCAACGUGCUGCCUGGCAUCUACCCCAUUGUCAAGA
Closterium sp. Naga37s-1 is the source of this 1426-nucleotide messenger RNA. NCBI's taxonomy places the organism in Eukaryota, Viridiplantae, Streptophyta, Zygnematophyceae, Desmidiales, Closteriaceae. The record is from the annotation of a GenBank genome assembly.